AUUCAUCAUUCCCAAAAGUGCGACAGAGUGAACGGUCGAACGAAACGAACGGACUUCCAAUCUAAUCCAGCUAGCCAACUCUCGCUCGAGUGCUGCAGUCAUCAUCCUACAGAGUAGACAGUGGUGGAAGUGCGAUAAAAUAAAAAAAACGACGAAAUUAAAAUUGUGGGUGAUUUAGUGAAACGUCCCCCCUUUCAGCAAAAUCGGUUUUCUGCAAAUGUAAAAGCCCAAACAAGAGUGUAGAACAACAAGAUCACAAGAUUUCAUCGGGGAAGGAAAGAACAAACGGCAUUAGACGUGGCCAGAGUUGAAUCCCGGAUAGCACCGUGUAGCGGACAAGGAACAACGACGACAUUGGAAAAACAUAAUGUCACGCGUACAGGUGCUGUACGAUUUCUCGGCGGAACCGAACUCGGCGGAAAUCACCAUAACCGUCGGGGAAAUCCUAACCGUCACCAGUACCGAUGUCGGCGAGGGAUGGUGGGAGGGAACCAAUUCCCGCGGUCAACGUGGUUUGUUUCCGGCUGCGUACGUGGAAGUCCUGCCGAACAACCCGGGACCACCGAAAAUGCCCCCACCGCCCUUAAUCCAAGCCGCUAAGCAACAGCAGCAACCGCAACAACAGCCACAGCAGCCGGCUCAACAGCAAGGACAUCGAUACGAUCCGACGUCAGACGACUGGGGAGACCAACAGGACGACUGGGAGGACGAUUGGGACGACGAUAAUGAUACCUAUACGGAAAUUGGUCCUGCUAGUGGAGGCGCAACAACACCGGCGGCAACAACUGCUGUCCAUAAUCAGAACGGAAAUUUCCAAAGCAGUAGUUAUUAUGCAAAUGCCAACCUGCCGGCACCACCCGCUGGAGCUCAUCACAAUGAUGGGGAUGGAAUUUCGCUGGCCUCGACUGCAGUGGGAGGAACCAGGAGGACCACAUCGUCGGGUAAAAUAUUCUCAAAAACUGGUGACGCUUAUCUGAUGGGAUUGAACGUACCUGCUGUAUCAGAGAGUGACCGGGUGCAGAUCCUUCAAACGGAGAAUGGAAUUAUUUGGAAACCGCUCCGUGAUGGGUAUACGGUUAUCGUUGAUUCACCAAAGAAAGAGAAGAAAUUCAAUGGCCUUAAAAGUUUUAUAGCUUACCAACUGACGCCUUCAUUUAACAAUAUUCCCGUGUCUCGUCGGUACAAACACUUCGAUUGGCUCCACGAGCGAUUGGUGGACAAGUUCUGCUUGAUUCCGAUUCCACCAUUGCCAGACAAGCAGAUUUCCGGACGGUACGACGAAGAGUUCGUUGAGCAUCGUCGCGUUCAGCUGCAGGAGUUUGUCGAUUGGAUGUGCCGGCAUCCCGUGCUGUCCACUUGUGCCGUCUGGAUGCACUUUCUGACGUGUACUGAUGAUAAGAAAUGGAAAAUCGGCAAACGAACCGCCGAGAAGGAUCCCCUGGUGGGAACGACUUUCUGUGCAGCCAUAUUCCCACCGGACAAAACUCUUCUACACUCGCAGGUCGAACCACAGGUGGACGCAUGCACUCAGUUCGUACCUCAAAUGAACACUGCAGUGAAAAGCCUAUUCCAAAUAUGUAGCGAUGAAACCAAAAAGUUUCAAGGCCAAUGGAAACAGGACUACCAGCGCCUCGGCGAAGGCCUCUCUGAACUGGCUCGAUCCCUCGAAAUUGACGAACGACGCCAGGUUACUCAGAUAAGCUUAUCAAACUCGGUCGGACAUGCGGCCGGAAUCUUCAUCAGUAUUGGCCAGAUGUACGCCGACCAACCUAAGCACGAUUUCAUUCCAUUCUCGGAUCGCUUACACAUCUACCGGGGGUUGCUCAACACAUUCCCGGAUAGUCUGAACGAGUACCGGAGCGCAGUUCAGAAGCGCAAAGAAUGCGAAAAACUAACGGCCGAGCAGAAGAUGGAAAACAGCCAACUGGCGGAAGUGAACCGAAGGGUGGAUGUGAUGUCGUACGCGAUGCUUGCCGAGAUGGCGCACUUCCGCCAGGAACGGGACACUCACCUCAAGGAUACACUGCGGAACUUUAUCGGGGCACAGAUUGAGUUCUACCAGAACAUUGUACGUCGAUUGGAGCAGGCGCAAUCGCAUUUCUAAGUGAGUUGCUUCUAUAACAUUGCUAUUAUACUAGGUACAAGCUUCUAGUUAAGUGCACUAAAAUUAUGACUUAUGAUAUUGUGGAAUAUAAGAAGUGCAGAACUAUCAAACGGAUGAACUGUAAUUGCCUUAGACGAAAGAGAACGAGUCAUAUUCAUCUAUAUGUUUCGUUGUAUUUAUUUGCGUUAGGUUUAUUUGGCGAAUAACAGCAUCUUUUGGUAGCACACGGGAAUUGAUUCCGGGUGAGAUAUUCAUGGCUCAUACCUAAUACGUCACAUAUUUUUAAAUUUUCAAACAAUUCGUCGCCGAUGAAAUCCACUCUUUGCUUGUAUAUAUUUUUAUUAGUAAUGGCUAAGCUUCCUUUGGAUAUUCCUGGAAUAUACAUAUUUCGUAUGCAGUAAACGUACAAUAUGCACUAUG
This is a messenger RNA of Aedes aegypti (yellow fever mosquito), 2524 nucleotides long. It is a transcript of the gene SH3PX1, whose product is annotated as sorting nexin lst-4. The record is from RefSeq and is a predicted model, not a curated record. The coding region runs from base 368 to 2104 and encodes 578 amino acids. The transcript is spliced from 2 exons. Gene Ontology annotation, cellular component: plasma membrane; cytoplasmic vesicle. Gene Ontology annotation, molecular function: protein binding; phosphatidylinositol binding. Gene Ontology annotation, biological process: endosomal transport; mitotic cell cycle; plasma membrane tubulation. NCBI's taxonomy places the organism in Eukaryota, Metazoa, Arthropoda, Insecta, Diptera, Culicidae.